AUGGUCAACGCUAAACUACCUGUCGACCUCUCCAGGUUCAAGAGGCUGUCAUUCAAUCCUCGAAAUAACCAACUCAGUCCCCAGGAGAAGCAGGAUCUCCAGCAUAACAUUGGCAUCUUUCGCGAUGCCAUUGUCGCUUUCACAGCCACGGGAGCAGCGCGUGGAGUGGCCGGUCACACCGGGGGACCAUUCGACACCGCCCCUGAAGUGUGCACCCUACUCGCUAUGAUAAAUGGCAGCCCAGACAACUUCGUCGAUGCUCUCUUCGACGAAGCAGGCCACCGUGUAGCGACUCAAUACCUUCUUGCAGCCCUCAACGGGGACAUCGAUCCUGACCAUCUACUAGACUACCGCGAAGCAGGAUCUAAGCUUCCGGGACACCCAGAGUUAGGCUUGACCCCGGGGAUCAAGUUCAGUUCCGGUCGCCUCGGCCACAUGUGGGCUAUGGCCAACGGCAUCGCCAUGAAGAACAAGGACAAGACCGUACUACUUCUUGGCUCCGAUGGCUCUCAACAGGAGGGAAAUGACGCCGAAGCUGCUCGCAUCGCCGUGGCUCGAAGACUCAACGUAAAGGUGUUUGUCGACAACAAUGACGUAACAAUCGCCGCAAAGCCUUCCGAAUACCUGAAAGGCUAUGAGAUCGGUCGCACCUUGGCUGGACAUGGCUUGCACGUUGUUCGUGCCAACGGAGAAGACCUCGAUUCGCUUUACCCAAAGGUAUGCGAAGUGCUGACCCAUAAUGGUCCUGCUGCUCUGAUCGUCGACCGGAACAUGGCUCCACACAUCGAGGGCCUGGAGGGUUCAGUCAAGGCGCACGAUGUCAUCCCCGUUGAGACGGCCCGCAAGUAUCUUACUAGCAGAGGCUACAGCAAGGAGCAACUCUCAUUCUACGACGACAUCAAACCUAGAAGCAAUCCUUGGAAGUAUCGAGGGUCCUCAAAGGACAAAAUUGCCAACCGUAUGGUAUUUGGCGAGGCAGUCAAUAUGGUUCUUGAUGCUUUGAGCAAAGAAGAAGCUGCUCGCCGGGUCAUGGUGAUUGAUUCGGAUUUGGAAGGCUCCACAGGCCUGAAAGCCAUUCAUCAAAAGCAUCCCGAGGUUUUCAUCCCCUCUGGAGUCAUGGAGCGUGGAAACUUCUCAGCGGCCGCUGGCUUCGGAUUUAAAAGUGACGGCUCGAUCCAAGGCGUCUUCUCAACCUUUUCAGCUUUCCUCGAGAUGAUCAUCUCCGAGAUUACCAUGGCUCGUUUGAAUGAGUGUUCGGUUCUGUCACACUUUUCCCACAGCGGAGUCGACGAGAUAGCAGACAAUACUUGCCAUUUCGGCCUGAAUCACUUCUUCGCCGACAACGGUCUCAUGGACGCCGAGACCACCACACUCUAUUUCCCUGCCGAUGCCGAGCAAAUGAAGGCGGUUGUACAAAAGGUCUUUUUCCAAAAGGGUCUAAGAUUUAUCUUUUCAACUCGCUCCAAGGUGCCUCUCAUCUACAAAGAAGGUACCGAGGACCCGCUGUACGGUGAAGGCUAUGAUUUUGUUCCAGGCAAGGACGAAUUCAUCCGCAAGGGAUCUGCUGGGUACGUCGUCACCUACGGAGACAUGCUGUACCGCUCUCUGGACGCCGUCGAGCGACUCCGAGAAGACGGUCUGGAUGUCGGUCUUGUCAAUAAACCGACCCUCAAUACCGUCGACGAGGAUUCGAUCAAGAUCUACGGGUCGUCUGGAUUUGUGCUCGUGGUGGAAUCCAUCGCCCAAAAGACCGGUCUGGGGUCUCGAAUGGGCACUCAUUUGUUGGAACGUAACCUCACUCCCAAGUAUCUGUCCAUGGGAGCGCGUAAGGAAGGCGGUGGCGGUUUAUACGAGCAAGUCAACGAGCAGGGUCUCGGUCCCGAUGACAUCGUGGCAGCUAUUCGGAAGGUGGCAGGGAAGUAA
This is a messenger RNA of Exophiala oligosperma, 1923 nucleotides long. RefSeq lists its product as uncharacterized. NCBI's taxonomy places the organism in Eukaryota, Fungi, Ascomycota, Eurotiomycetes, Chaetothyriales, Herpotrichiellaceae. Gene Ontology annotation, molecular function: catalytic activity. The record is from RefSeq and is a predicted model, not a curated record. The coding region runs from base 1 to 1923 and encodes 640 amino acids. The transcript has a single exon.